UUACGGUGUUUUAAGCAAUUUGGCGUUUAUACUUGUCCAUGUAAUAUUCCUCUUUAUGAACUGUUGUUUACAUUUUCUGAUAUCUGUAUCAUUUUUUAGGACAAUGUUAUGAUUCCUUAGAAAUGUGAUUUACAAUAAGCCAAUCAUCUUUAUUGUUCAACUGGAGAAAUUUAACGGCUGUGCCGAAGCCUAGGCUACCGAUACCUCUGAAACACGUGCCGUGCAUAGCGGGUAUGCAGCACAAAUCGGGGUCGCUACGUGUCUUCUUUGACUCGCUGGGUUAAAUUCAGUUUUUCUGAGAUUGUUGAAAACAGCUACAAAAUGACGAUGUACAAUGUUGCACCUUACUACCAAUUUUGUUCUUCAGAUGUAGAAUUUCCUACUACAAUGUACUCUUUGAAAAGUAUUCAUUCAAUUGGUGAAGGGGAAGAUGACCCUGCCCUUUUAGAGCUUGAAAGACGACAAGAAAGAAUCCUCCUGGAUUUAAAUGCCCUAAAAAAUGAAGUUGACAUGCUCUCUGAACGCUACAUGCCAAGCAGUGGAAGCAGACAAAUAACAAAGAAUUUCGAAGCAGCGUCAAACGACGACUGGUUAAAGACUGGUGUGGUUCAUGAUAUUGUGAUCAAUGCCAAUCCAAACCAGCCACCACACUCUCUGUUCGUACUUUACAAGCUGCUGAGUGAACAGUAUACAUGCGCUGUAUCAGUACAUACUCAUUCGUCCAUCAACGUGUUGCCGUACCAACUACUUGAUUGCUUCGGAGAGUGUUCCACCAGAAGGCAUGAUGCUCAACUCAUGCUCACCCUAAUAUGGAAGGAUGUGCCUUGUGCAGAGAUGAUUGUUAGUCCCAACACGCAGACUCCGAUUCAAGGUGAAAGCAACGUAGCUCGCUAUCUAGCCCGUCUUCUCAAUCCUGCGUACGACUCCGGAGACAUCAUUCAAGCUACAGAAAUAGACAAUUGGAUUGAUCUGGCUAGUAACUCUUUCCUCAACGGAAGCUCUCGUGAGCGCACCGCAGCCAUCAAGACACUGAACUCUCACCUUGGGAAACAAGAUUGGCUAAUGGGUGAUGAACUAUCCCUAGCGGAUGUUAUGAUGUGGAGCGCACUACAUCAGUCUGGACAGGAGGCAGAGAGCGCCCCCGCAAACAUUCAGAAAUGGUUUAAGGCGUGUGGGGUACAUCCAUCAUUUGACAGAGCACAGGGAUUGCUAUGAAUAGAAUUGUUUUGGUAAUUAAUUUGUAUUCAAGUAAAAUAGUUUUGAGUGUUAUUAAUUUAAUUAUCAAUUAAAAUAUAAAUACAGUAUAUAUUUCUUUACACCAUUGUGGGCGCUGUUUACAUGUGCGUCAGCUUGGGCAUUCCCACUACUAAAUACUAAAUAUGACCAUUAAGUUUUAAUUUGAAAUAGGGAAUUAAUUCUGCAUCCUCAGUUUUCAAACCCCC
Molecule: messenger RNA, 1442 nt
Organism: Anneissia japonica
Lineage: Eukaryota; Metazoa; Echinodermata; Crinoidea; Comatulida; Comatulidae
Product: aminoacyl tRNA synthase complex-interacting multifunctional protein 2-like
Exons: 4
Coding region: 322-1215 (297 amino acids)
Cellular component (GO): aminoacyl-tRNA synthetase multienzyme complex
Source: RefSeq, a predicted model, not a curated record